AUGAAGCCGAGAAAAAAUAAAAAACGAGUUCCAAGCUUUCGCAAGUUGCUGAAAACUAGUAAAGUAAAACUUGACAACAAGUUAAAGAAUAAACAGUUUAAGCAGCAGAGCAUUGCUAAGAAAUAUCGAAAAGAGCAAAGAAAACUUAGGCAAGCUGUCAAAGAUGUUACAUCCAGAACAUCUGUUCCAUUGGAAGAAAACAAGAAAAAACAUGCAGCUGAAAGAGAGGAGGAAGAGGAAGCUCUUCCACUGGAUAUGAUGGAUGAAGAUGAUCUGAAAUUAAUGGAAGAUUUAGCUCAAAAAGCAUCAUUUGUAACAAGAGACCUUUCUUCUAGUGAACCUGUUCAUGCUAAGAAACGAAAACAGGAAAGCGUGAUUGACAGAUAUGAGAAAAUGCCAAGGCGCAUGCAGACUGAGCCAGAAAAAGAACUUAUUCACCUGCUUCCUAUCAAAGACAAAAGUGGCAUUAUUCCACAAACAAUGGAAAAGCCAGUCAUCAGUGUUGCUGAGAAUGAAGAGGAGGAAGACACAGAAGAAAUGGAGGUGGUAGAAGAAUCUAGUGAAGAACCCCAGCCUGUGCUCACUUCAGAUGAACUGCUAAUUCAAAGGAGGAGGAAGCUGCAGGAGAAGAAGAUACACAUUGCAGCCUUAGCAGCUGCCAUUCUGUCUGACCCAGAAAACAGCAUAAAGAAGCUGAAAGAGUUGCGUGCCAUGCUAAUGGAACAAGACCCCAAUGUGGCUGUGAUUGUUCGGAAGCUGGUGAUGGUUUCUCUGAUGGAAAUAUUCAAAGAUAUUACUCCUUCUUACAAAAUUCGGCCUCUGACUGAAGCAGAAAAACAUACUAAGGUUAGAAAAGAAACUCAGAAACUAAGAGAGUUUGAAGAAGGCCUUGUGAGCCAGUACAAGUUUUAUUUGGAAAAUCUGGAACAAACAGUUAAAGACUGGAAGCAAAGGAAGCUGAAGAAAAGUAACGUGAUCUCAUUAAAAGCAUAUAAAGGUCUGGCAGAGAUUGCAGUCAAGUGUCUGUGUGAGCUUCUUGUGGUGCUGCCUCACUUCAAUUUCCACAAUAACAUCAUUGUCCUGAUUGUACCUCUCAUGAAUGACACAUCAAAAUUGAUUUCUGAAAUGUGCUGUGAAGCUGUAAAGAAGCUCUUUAAACAAGACAAACUGGGCUCUGUUUCUCUGGGUGUCGUUAAGGUGAUUUCUGGCCUUGUAAAGAGCAGAAAUUAUGAUGUUAGACCUGAGGUGCUAAAAAUAUUCCUUCAUCUAAGAAUUAAAGAAGUAGAAGUAAAAAAAGACACAGAAGACAUUACUGCAAAGAAAAAGUUCAUGUCCUCUAAGGAGAAAAGGAAAAAUCUUUCAAGGAUGCAAAGAAAGUGGAAGAAAGCAGAAGAGAAGUUGGAACGAGAACUCCUGGAAGCAGAAGCCUCAGAGAGUAAAGAAAAAAAACUGAAACUGCACACAGAGACUCUGAAUAUUGUAUUUUUAACUUACUUCAGAAUACUGAAGAAAGUACAGAAAUCCCCUCUUUUGCCUGCAGUACUGGAAGGUCUUGCAAAGUUUGCCCAUCUCAUAAAUGUAGAAUUUUUUGAUGACCUGUUGGUUGUUCUACAUUCUCUCAUUGCAUCUGGGGAUCUAAGCUAUCGGGAGAGCCUUCAUUGCGUUCUCACUGCUUUUCAUAUUCUGUCUGGCCAAGGUGAUGUUCUUAACAUUGACCCUUUGAAGUUCUACAGUCACCUUUACAGGACACUAUUUAGGCUACAUGCAGGUGCUACAAAUGAUGACAUGGUGAUAGUGCUUCAGUGCCUGGAUGUAAUGCUUACCAAACGUAGGAAACAGGUUUCUCAGCAACGAGCCCUUGCUUUCAUAAAGCGACUUUCCACACUUGCUCUCCAUGUCCUUCCAAAUUCCAGUGUUGGGAUCUUGGCAACCAACAGAAUAUUGAUGCAAACGUUCCCAAAAACAGACCUCCUGCUAGACAAUGAGGCUCAAGGUAGUGGACUUUAUCUACCAGAACUGGAUGAGCCAGAGUGUUGCAAUGCUCAGAACACAGCUCUGUGGGAAUUACAUGCGCUACGGAGACACUAUCAUCCGACAGUACAGAAAUUUGCAGAUCACCUUAUUGCUGGAGCUCCAGCUGAAGGUUCAGAAGCUCUCAGACCAGAUCUGAGCCGAAGAUCUGGCACAGAACUUUUUGAGACAUAUAAUAUGAAAGGAAUGACUUUUAAUCCUCCUGUAGCAUCAGUUACACCUAGAAAAAAGGAUAAAUUUUUACAAGGGGAUUCAUUUCUAAAUGAAGAUUUAAAGGAAUUGAUUCAGACACAUCUCAAUGAGGCUGCUGUUCACAGACCCUUGGAUUUUGCUAAACACUUAAAGGAAUCAUCCCUAUCAUAAGUCCACAGAUCCAUAUGAUGGCAUUCAGCCUGAACUGCCAAGGAGGCAGAACCACAGCUAUCCAUCCAUCAAACCCAUUAAUAUAUAUCUGUGGACUUGUAUUCUUGAAGAAAGGAAACCUAUGGGUAAACAGGACAAAUUUUCCUAUUAACCAAACAGCUUGAUGUUAAAUCUGUUUAUGGUGUUUUAAAUAAGUUAAAGCAGUUUAACACAAGAGUAAUAGCUCUAUAUAAUUUCAUUUUGGGGGAUUUGUAGGCUUAUAAAAAUGGAAAGCUUAUGUGCUUCCUCUACUUUUGUCUGUGACCAAAACAACAUGAAUGCAAUUAACUAAUGCAGAACGUAAUGUGUUGUUGAUUAAUCUUCCCUGUUCUUUAAAACUUAAAUAAAUUGAUGUACAUUAAUGAAAAAAACACCCUAAUUCAAUAUAAUCAGUUUUGGAAAAUUCUACCAUGCCCACCUCUGUAAAAUGAUAUUUUUUUUUAAACUGAACAUGCAAAAUGCUAGGUUUUCUCAUUACCGCUAUGCUUUUAAGUAGGUGUUGUCCUGCGACUGGUAAGUAUUCAUGACAAUUGGGCAAGGCUAAAAUAAGAGAAAAUGUCCUCAUGGAUAAACUACAUCCUGCAGUA
This is a messenger RNA of Mauremys reevesii (Reeves's turtle), 3020 nucleotides long. It is a transcript of the gene NOC3L, whose product is annotated as NOC3 like DNA replication regulator. The coding region runs from base 1 to 2394 and encodes 797 amino acids. The record is from RefSeq and is a predicted model, not a curated record. NCBI's taxonomy places the organism in Eukaryota, Metazoa, Chordata, Testudines, Geoemydidae. Gene Ontology annotation, molecular function: chromatin binding. Gene Ontology annotation, cellular component: nucleolus. The transcript is spliced from 22 exons. Gene Ontology annotation, biological process: DNA replication initiation.